AUGAAGGUGCCAUACUACAUGCAUUUACAUGCAAUUUGGACAUGUUGGGGAUAUUUACGUUCGACUCGUUUUUCGGAAUGAAUCAGAAAAUCACGGAAAUCGCAACAGGUGUUUCCGUUUGAAAUCCAAAACGCAGAAGUUUGGGGAAAAUGGGAACGGAGAGCAGCGUUCUGCAAGGCUGUAAACUCGAGGAGCCGCUUGCAACCCCAUCGCAAAGCGAGUGGCGACUCCACCCUGCCAAACGCAAGGACGGUUCGCGAGUGUCGGUGUUUGUACACAAGAAAUCAGAGCAGGAAGACAGACGUCUGGAAAAUGCCGCAAAAGUAGAAAUCCCAACCAUCUUGAAGUUCUUCGCUUCCUGCGACAAUGUGGAAGGAACCUAUCUGAUAACAGAGCAGGUGCGCCCGCUGGAGAUAGUGUUGGGCAGCCUCACACCUGAGGAGAUCUGCGCAGGCCUGUACAACAUUGCCGAGGCCCUCAGCUUUCUUCAUGACAGGGGAGGGGCGUCUCACAACAACGUCUGCCUGUCCUCGAUCUACGUCAGCGUCCAGGAUGGUGGCUGGAGGUUGGGCGGCAUGGAGCACCUCUGCAAAUUUGAGGAUGCCACUGUGCAGUUUCUCAAGCAGAGCAAGCCCCUGAGGAAUGCUCAAGCAAUCCCUCCCGAGGAGCAAGAGGACAGCGUUUCGUCCACAGCUCCCCAGUUUGGCCACGCCAGGGAUGCGUACGCGUUUGGCAUUCUCGCCCAGAACAUGCUGGAGUAUCUCACAGACCUUGGUUCAAUGACGGCAAAUUUUGAGCAGCGAAUUAACGAUGAGUUUCUGAAUGAGGAACCCACCCUGAGGCCCAGGCUUUCAACUCUGUUGCAUGACCAACUCUUCAAGAACGACUUUCUGGAGAUCACCAACUUUCUGGUCCACCUGACUGUCAAGAGUGAAGCAGCCAAGAAUGCGUUCUUUGAAGGUCUAGCACCCAGACUUCACCGCCUGCCCCGGGAGCUGGUGGCCAACCGCCUGGCUCCAUUGCUCCUGUCCAGCUUCGUUAUGGCUGAGCCCAUGGCCGUGGCCAUGGUCUUGCCACACUUCAUGACUCCGCUGCGAGAAUCUAACAGCAAGCGCAGGGAGUUUCUCUCCGACCAGAUCAAUCCUCUGUUCCCCGAGGACUUGUACAAGCAGCAUGUCAUCCCCGUCGUCUGCAAGCUCUUCCCCUCGCGGGAGAUGCACGUCCGUCUCUGCCUGCUGCAGUAUUUUGCCUCCUACGUGGACCUGUUCGAUGUCAACUUGCUGAAGCAUGUGAUACUGCCGCAGCUUCUUAUUGGACUGAAGGAUUACCAUGACGAACUGGUUUCAGCUAGUCUGAGGGGACUAGCAGAGAUGGUACCAAUACUGGGAGCACACUUAGUUGUAGGCGGAGAGAGAAUCAAGUACUUUGUGGAGGGAAGGCCAAAGUUCUUAAGUAAAAAGGAGAGCCCACUGAAGAAUAUGGACAACGUCACCAACCUGACAGCUGUCAGCGGGGUCAUCACCAUCCCCCCGUUGGAGAAGACGCCACCCACCCGGGCUUCCCCUUCCCGGGUCCCCGACAGUGGACGGGCCUCGGAGAAUGAGGAGGAGGAGGUCGGGGGGUUGGCGGCCAAGCGGAGGGAAGAGGAGCGGGAGAGGAGGCGGGAGGAGAUGCGGCUGAAGAACGAGCAAAGGAGGAAGGAACGAGAAGCCAAGAAGGCCCAGUCGAGUGGGAAAGUGACCUUGUUGUCCAUGGCCAACUUAAACAAAGAUUCUUUGGAAACGAUCAGACAUUCUCAACCUGAAGAAGUGUCUCCAACAUCUGAGGAGACAAAUUCCUCUGAGUGUGAAGAAAGGUCAGAAGAAGGUGUUAUCUUACCAGAGGGGGAUUUGGAUGAAGCAAAUCAUCAGGACAAAGAUGAUUGGUCAGACUGGGAGGAUGUAGACCGUGCUGACCAAUCAGCACUUUCUACCAGUCCAGACUCUGUAAUCAACCAGUCAGGAUCCCUGUUACUCACUAGUAGGGAGAGACAGGAACCGGUCAAAGCCGAACCAGUAGAAACUAUACCAGCAGUGAGUGGUGAUGCUGUCGUCAAACCUGAUUGGUCCAGAGUGCAAGAUGACUGGAGUAAGGCAGAUUCUGAUUGGACAAAUGCAAACGAGAAGGGACAUGCCUCCUCCAAAAAGCCGUCAAAGUCUUUACAACUCAAAAAGCAGCCAGUUGGAAAAGUUUCUCCCGAACCAAAAACGGAAGCAAAAAACCCCAAAAGUCAGCCAUCCACUUCCAAGACUGUUCCGAAAAGGCCCGCAAAGGUCCCCCAAAGCCCCAUAUCCUCAGAACUUGGCAGCGAAUUUUCUAUACCCGACAUCAUUUUAUCCCAAAAGCAGACGAGUCAGGAACCAGACUUCUUUGCUGACAUGGAACCAUCAUUUUCCUUCACUGCUUCCGCGAGGGCAAAAGACACCAAGAAAGGAAGCAACUUAAAAUCAGCCAGGCCAGCAGCUUAUCAAACAAAUCAGACAUCACCCAUAGCCCACGUGGAACAGCCCAGAUCCACCUCCAUGGCUUUCAACAGGGGUGCAGUUUCUGCUGAGCCUGAUGAUGAUGGUGAUGGCUGGGGUUCCGAUGGCGAUUUUGACUGGGACGUGGAAAGCUGAUAGGUGCCUGGCCCACUCCACAUUCAUUCAAUUCAAUUCUAUUCUGUAUAUUCAGAUUCAGAGCUAUAUUCAAAAAUGUAUUUAGCAGUCUUUAAUGUGGCAGUGCUCAGACAUGAGUGUUUCAUCGCCCUUAGAAAUCCCAACCAAAGUGUACUCAAUUUUGUAUUUCUGGCAGUAUUGUGGUGUGUCACUGAAUUUUUUGACUUGAGUCGAAUUGAGUCAUUUUGCUCACAGUGAGUCGAGUUGAAACAUUUAUUCAGUGGCACUUGAGUCAAGUUGCCAGGAAUUGAGACUCGAAUUGAUUUGAGUCAUUACAACUCUGAUUACUGGGUAGCGUGGAUUCGCAACUCGGAGAAAUGGGGACUUCGACGAUUAAUUCUAUUUUCAGUUUAAAUCUUUUUUUCUGUGAUUUUGAUUCAUUUUUAGUAGCAAUGCAUGGGUUUUAUAAAAGAGCACAGAUGCAGGAUUUUGGCUUGUGACCACGGGAAAGAAAGAGAACAGUGUGCAGAAUGUUUUUCUUUGCAACAUGUGAAUGAGAAUGACACUGUUAGCGUAAACGUGACAUGAAAGGUAGAGCUUAGAUUACUGGGGAAGAGUCCCAUACAUGGUCAUCACUUGACACCCUGUGCACAAACCCUAUGAGACUGGUCUGAAAAAGUCCAAGUACUUUCUUCAGUAACUUGUUCAAUAUUCUGCCUGCUGAAUGUGACUUUUGAGGACGUUAUCACUGUCUGGUGGUUGAUUUACGACAGGAGUGGAAAAGUGAGUGAUGUCCGUGGCCGUGUUUGUUUCAGACAGGGUGAUCGGUCAUUGGUUUGCAGACACCGAAACUUGCAUCGUGGAUGGUGUGAACCAGCAGCGCUGGGAUCACUAAUCGCCGUCCAGAUCCAUGUGACCAAACAGGCCCCAUGUGUGGAACUCUCUCCAGAUCGAGUGUAGAAGAAGUGUGGUGUGCUGAACAUGUUUUCCUGAGGCACAAGCUGCGCCAUAGGCCAAACACAGGCUGCUUUUGAAUAAGUUGGUCAUGGCUUGAACUUAUACACAUGACUCUAUGGACUGUUGCUGAGCCACAGCCAUAGACUGACGUGUAAUGUCAAGCCACAGCAAAGUAAUUAAGACACGGCCACAUUGCGAGUGAAUCGCCCUUGUGCAGAUCCUGCACGUAAGUCUGAAUGCAGACUACAAACUAUGCCUUAUUAUAUCUCAUAAGAUUCAUUCUACAUGUUAAGCAAAUGUAUCCUUUGGACGGAAUUUCAGUGCCAAAGAGAAUGAAAAAUAGCGUUGCAGCAGGAAUUUUGUUAAACCAGCAAACAAGGGACCAGUUACCAUCUAGUUUUCUAUUGGGUACCGAUGACUCCAUGUGGUAUCCAGAUAGGUACAGUGAUCAUGCAUGGGAUUUUAUGUCAUAAACUUUAGGCACGGGAGCCCUUGUGUGUGAAAUAGUUCAUUAGGUGCUUUACGCGGCUGAAGAUGUUGAAUAUUCAUUGCUACAAAAGUUGGGCUUGUAUUUGGCAAACAUUUGUUGUGCUUUGCCAUUGUUACAUAUAAUGCCAUCUUUAUAAAUCAGCAUGCAGUUUAUAUUUACCAUAUUGGCGAGAGAACACUAUGAAAGAACUGCUCUCUGCUUUACAUUUCACAUGGAGAACAUGUCCUCUUUUCCACUCUGUGAUAUUUGAAUUGUGAAGGCGUUGACUUUUCAAUACCAGUUGAGGAAUUGUUGAAAGGCAGUUGACGGUUGGUGUUCCAUGAUUUUUUCCUCCAGUUUUUGGAGGUCCAGUUUCAACACUGACGUGAACAAGGUUCACGUCAGUGUUGUAGUCGACUCCAUCACAAGUCCCUGUAAGCCCAUCACAAGUCCCUGUAGCUCCAUCACAAGUCCCUGUAGGUCCAUCACACGUCCAUCACUAGUCAGUCAGUCUUACCCAAAUUCACAAGCUGUUCAAAUGAGCUGUGACCAAAGCAUUCUUUUGUCAUUGUGCACCCUGUUACUUAUGACAGGCCUUAUGCAGGGAACUGUGACUGGACUUGUGAAGGGACCUGCAAAAGGACUUGUGACAGACCAACUAAAACACUGGUACAGGUAUUUCUAAACCACCUACACAGGCCGAGGGCUGAUUUCCCCAUUUCAACAGUUCUUGUCUAUGGUCAAGAAAGCCUUGAACACAAACUGGACUUGACAUGAGCAGAAAGGAUGAGUUUAAUCAAAGAAACAGACCGGUCACGCUUGCUAGCCAAGUGAGUCAAUUUCACCUGCAAAUUAAGUUUCACCAGUUAAUGAAGUAACCAGUGUACAAUAAAUCUUUUGCGAAUUAAAUUUGAAUAAAGUCUGGUACACCGAGUUGUCUGAUUGCAUAUCAACAUAUUUUGAAUUCCACUGACUAAAAACAUUGUUGCUGUACCUUGUGAUACAGGGUAAGCUUUUGCAUAGCAACCACCAUCUCUGAAAUGGACUGGUUCCAUUGGGCCCUUUUUAGCAUUGAAAACGGCAUAUUGGUGGCAUCUCAUAUGUAACUGAGCAAAAAUUUGCCUGACUCAUGAGGUAGAGCAACAGUGUCUUUAGAAUGGAGAAUUCAACUUAUGUUCACUUGAAUUUGAAGAACUCAGUGUAUCAGAUUUUAAUUCGAACUCUCAAAGGAUUAAUGUGGUGGAUGAGUGCCAGUAAUGAGGGCAAAUAGGCUUUGAAUUCCAGAAUGACAGCUUUCUGUCGAGAAAUGACCUCAGGCGUCCAAGUAAAGCUUUGUAGCUUUUGCCUUUGUGUGAAAUUGGUGCUUAUUCAUGCUUCCAAUAUUUUUGUACUGCGCUUUUGAUAAUUCUGUUUGUCAGCUGUUGCUCAUUUCUGCAGCAGCCUCUAGAUUGGUGGUGAAAAUGUUAUCACAAGUUUCUGUGAAUUUGGCUUUGGCAAGAUGGGUUUACCUUUUAACUCCCUCCCUCUCGGGCGUCACUUUCUGGUAGGUGAACCACGUUUUUUAUUUUCCAUACUUCUUAUUUUUUAGCUUUUUACUCUUCUUAAAGAGUUUAUCAUCACACCUCUGUGACAAAAAAGCUAAGGAAAACAUGUUUUUCAUUGGAGCAACUGUUUACAGUGUGGUGACUCUGUCCAAAUAUUUAUGAUGUUCUGCACAAUAAUGGCAGCUUAUGUUAAACGGUCCAGAGCCGGAUUUAUGCUAUAAAUGUAUUUAAAUAAAACAGACUUAUAAAUCAAGCACCAAGCCUUUCAUUUUGAUAUUCAUCAAAGCAUGUAUUUUAGUAUUUUUUUGUCCCCGAAGGUAGCUGACACACUUUUAGACCCCUCCUGUGUGAUACCAUGGUUGGUCUGUAAUUUGGAUGUGUACUUGGUUCGACAACAUGAUGGACCUCAAUCUCGACCAAGAGAGGACACUAUUUUCUUAGCAACAGAGGCUCCUUUGGUCAGAGCUGCGCUUCGCUCAUUCAUAGGGACGAGGAAAUGCACGCUUCCUGGUUGCAUUGUUACCAACAAAAUGAGCACUACCAACCAACGUGGCUCUUUUCAACCCACGAGGGGUGCUUCUGCUCGAGUUUGAUACGCAACCCCUCAGUCCGUCUGCAGUAUUGUCAAACAGCCCAACUACCCCCAUAGAUGUCUCUCUUAAAUCGACAACUCAGUGGAAAUGCUUGUAACUUUACACAUGCUGUCAAAAGCGAUCUAUAUGUUGUUACAUGCUUCACAGUUUUUAUCCAACAA
Messenger RNA from Acanthaster planci (crown-of-thorns starfish), 6360 nucleotides. RefSeq names its product SCY1 like pseudokinase 3 (gene scyl3). Gene Ontology annotation, molecular function: protein kinase activity; ATP binding. The record is from RefSeq and is a predicted model, not a curated record. Lineage: Eukaryota; Metazoa; Echinodermata; Asteroidea; Valvatida; Acanthasteridae. Gene Ontology annotation, biological process: protein phosphorylation.